AUGAAUAUGCCCAACGGACGCCCCAAGUGGCUAAUGCUGUACGCAGCUGUUGCCCUCAUUGCUUUGACCAGCCAGAGCUCAACUGCCAAUUCCCCAGAUGCCGACCAGAAAGGUCCUGUCUUCCUUAAGGAACCGACCAACCGCAUUGACUUCUCAAACUCAACGGGCGCCGAGAUCGAAUGCAAAUCCAGCGGAAACCCCAUGCCAGAGAUUAUUUGGAUCCGGAGCGAUGGCACCGCCGUGGGAGACGUUCCCGGUCUGCGUCAGAUCUCAUCCGAUGGCAAGCUGGUCUUCCCGCCAUUCCGUGCCGAGGAUUACCGCCAGGAAGUGCACGCCCAGGUCUAUGCCUGUCUGGCCCGUAACCAGUUUGGAUCCAUCAUUUCCCGGGAUGUGCAUGUGCGAGCCGUGGUUGCCCAGUACUACGAGGCGGAUGUGAACAAGGAGCACGUAAUCCGGGGCAACUCGGCGGUCAUCAAGUGCCUGAUACCCUCGUUCGUGGCCGAUUUCGUUGAGGUGGUAUCCUGGCACGCCGACGAGGAGGAGACCUACUUUCCGGGGACGGAAUACGACGGUAAAUAUCUCGUACUGCCUUCUGGAGAGCUGCACAUCCGUGAAGUUGGACCCGAGGAUGGAUACAAGAGCUAUCAAUGCCGAACCAAGCAUCGAUUGACAGGAGAGACGAGAUUGAGUGCCACAAAGGGACGAUUGGUCAUCACAGAACCCAUCAGCAGUAGUCCGCCAAAGAUAAACGCUCUGACCUAUAAGCCCAAUGUGGUGGAUUCCACAGCCACCACCGCUAUACUCUGUCCAGCGCAGGGUUAUCCAGCUCCCAGCUUCAGAUGGUACAAGUUCAUCGAAGGCACUACCCGCAAGCAGGCAGUAGUUUUGAAUGAUCGCGUAAAACAGGUUUCCGGCACUCUCAUCAUCAAGGACGCCGUGGUAGAGGACUCCGGCAAGUACCUGUGCGUGGUCAACAACUCUGUGGGUGGCGAGAGCGUUGAGACCGUGCUCACAGUCACUGCUCCAUUGUCCGCCAAGAUUGAUCCCCCCACUCAGACGGUUGACUUUGGACGCCCUGCGGUAUUCACCUGCCAGUACACUGGAAAUCCCAUCAAGACUGUUAGCUGGAUGAAGGACGGAAAGGCCAUUGGUCACAGCGAACCUGUGCUGCGUAUUGAAUCCGUAAAGAAGGAGGAUAAGGGCAUGUAUCAGUGCUUCGUAAGGAAUGACCAGGAAUCGGCGGAGGCCAGUGCUGAGCUGAAGCUUGGCGGUCGCUUCGACCCACCCGUCAUCCGACAGGCCUUCCAGGAAGAAACCAUGGAGCCAGGACCAAGUGUGUUCCUCAAGUGCGUCGCCGGAGGCAACCCCACACCUGAAAUUUCCUGGGAACUCGAUGGCAAGAAGAUAGCCAACAACGAUCGCUAUCAGGUUGGACAGUAUGUGACGGUCAACGGCGAUGUGGUUUCCUAUCUGAAUAUUACCUCGGUUCAUGCUAACGAUGGUGGUCUGUACAAGUGCAUUGCCAAGAGCAAGGUGGGUGUGGCUGAUCACUCUGCCAAGUUGAAUGUCUACGGUCUGCCCUACAUCCGGCAAAUGGAGAAAAAGGCCAUUGUGGCAGGCGAGACUCUGAUAGUAACCUGUCCAGUUGCCGGCUAUCCCAUCGAUUCGAUUGUUUGGGAGCGAGAUAACCGUGCCCUGCCCAUCAACCGCAAACAAAAGGUCUUCCCCAAUGGAACACUGAUCAUUGAGAACGUUGAGCGCAACUCGGACCAGGCAACGUACACGUGCGUGGCCAAGAACCAGGAGGGAUACUCUGCCCGCGGCUCUCUGGAAGUUCAAGUCAUGGUGCCGCCCCAGGUUCUGCCCUUUAGUUUCGGAGAAUCCGCCGCCGAUGUGGGCGACAUAGCCAGUGCCAAUUGUGUGGUGCCUAAGGGAGAUCUGCCCCUGGAGAUUCGCUGGUCCCUCAAUGCAGCCCUAAUUGUGAACGGGGAGAAUGGUUUCACCCUGGUGCGUCUGAAUAAGCGCACGAGUCUGCUGAACAUUGAUUCACUGAAUGCCUUCCAUCGCGGCGUCUACAAGUGCAUAGCAACGAAUGAGGCCGGCUCCAGUGAAUAUAUAGCCGAGUUGCAAGUCAACGUACCACCAAGAUGGAUCCUCGAGCCCACCGACAAAGCCUUCGCCCAGGGUUCCGAUGCCAAGGUUGAGUGCAAAGCUGAUGGUUUCCCCAAGCCUCAGGUCACAUGGAAGAAAGCAGUUGGUGAUACCCCUGGAGAGUACAAGGAUCUGAAGAAGAGCGACAACAUUCGCGUCGAGGAGGGCACUUUGCACAUUGACAACAUCCAGAAGACCAAUGAGGGCUACUAUCUGUGCGAGGCAAUCAAUGGCAUCGGCUCCGGACUGUCGGCAGUAAUUAUGAUCAGCGUCCAGGCCCCACCAGAGUUCACCGAGAAGCUACGCAACCAAACCGCCCGACGAGGAGAACCUGCAGUGCUGCAGUGCGAGGCGAAGGGCGAGAAGCCCAUUGGCAUUUUAUGGAACAUGAACAACAUGCGCCUGGACCCCAAGAAUGACAACCGAUACACCAUUCGUGAGGAGAUCCUCUCCACUGGAGUUAUGUCUAGUCUGUCCAUUAAGCGCACUGAAAGAUCCGAUUCCGCUCUGUUCACCUGUGUGGCCACCAAUGCCUUUGGUUCCGACGAUGCCAGCAUAAAUAUGAUUGUCCAGGAAGUGCCCGAGAUGCCCUACGCCCUGAAGGUCCUCGACAAGUCCGGACGCUCUGUGCAGCUCAGUUGGGCCCAGCCCUACGAUGGCAACUCUCCCCUGGACCGCUACAUCAUCGAGUUCAAGCGAUCCCGCGCCUCCUGGACCGAAAUCGACCGCGUCAUCGUGCCUGGACACACUACCGAAGCUCAAGUUCAGAAGCUCAGCCCUGCCACCACCUACAACAUUCGCAUUGUGGCCGAGAACGCCAUCGGCACCUCGCAGUCCUCAGAAGCGGUCACCAUCAUCACAGCCGAAGAAGCGCCCUCUGGCAAACCACAGAACAUCAAGGUGGAGCCCGUGAACCAGACCACCAUGCGCGUCACCUGGAAGCCUCCAGCACGCACCGAAUGGAACGGCGAGAUUCUGGGCUACUACGUCGGCUACAAGCUCUCCAACACCAACUCUUCGUACGUCUUUGAAACCAUUAACUUUAUCACCGAGGAGGGCAAGGAGCACAACUUGGAGCUGCAGAACCUGCGAGUCUAUACCCAGUACUCGGUUGUGAUCCAAGCCUUCAACAAGAUCGGAGCCGGACCUCUGAGCGAGGAAGAGAAGCAGUUUACCGCCGAAGGAACACCCAGCCAACCGCCCAGCGACACUGCCUGCACCACUCUGACCUCCCAGACCAUUCGAGUCAGCUGGGUGAGCCCGCCCCUGGAGUCUGCCAAUGGAGUGAUUAAGACCUACAAGGUUGUCUAUGCCCCCAGCGACGAGUGGUAUGACGAGACCAAGCGCCACUACAAAAAGACUGCCUCCUCCGACACCGUUCUUCAUGGCCUGAAGAAGUACACCAACUACACAAUGCAAGUGCUGGCCACCACAGCCGGAGGCGAUGGAGUCCGCAGCGUUCCCAUUCACUGCCAAACUGAACCCGAUGUUCCCGAAGCACCCACCGAUGUCAAGGCUCUGGUAAUGGGCAAUGCCGCCAUCCUGGUCUCCUGGAGGCCGCCAGCACAGCCCAACGGUAUCAUCACCCAGUACACAGUAUACUCAAAGGCCGAGGGAGCCGAGACCGAGACCAAGACCCAAAAGGUGCCACACUAUCAGAUGAGCUUCGAGGCCACCGAACUGGAGAAGAACAAGCCUUACGAAUUCUGGGUGACUGCCAGCACCACCAUCGGCGAGGGACAGCAGUCCAAGAGUAUUGUGGCCAUGCCCAGUGACCAGGUUCCCGCCAAGAUUGCCUCCUUUGACGACACCUUCACUGCCACCUUCAAGGAGGACGCCAAGAUGCCUUGCCUGGCCGUUGGAGCUCCACAGCCGGAAAUAACCUGGAAGAUCAAGGGCGUGGAGUUCAGUGCCAACGAUCGCAUGCGUGUCCUUCCUGAUGGAUCUCUGCUAAUCAAGUCGGUGAAUCGCCAGGACGCCGGUGACUAUUCCUGCCACGCUGAGAACUCAAUAGCCAAGGACUCGAUCACACACAAACUUAUUGUGCUGGCUCCGCCCCAGUCACCACACGUCACACUCUCGGCCACCACCACCGAUGCUCUGACCGUUAAGCUGAAGCCCCAUGAAGGAGACACUGCUCCUCUGCACGGAUACACUCUGCACUACAAGCCAGAAUUUGGAGAAUGGGAAACGGCCGAGGUAUCCGUUGACUCGCAGAAGCACAACAUUGAGGGUCUGCUGUGCGGUUCCCGCUAUCAAGUUUAUGCCACAGGAUUCAACAACAUUGGCGCCGGCGAAGCUUCUGAUAUUCUGAACACCCGCACCAAGGGCCAGAAGCCCAAGCUCCCUGAAAAGCCACGUUUCAUCGAGGUCUCCUCCAACUCCGUGUCGCUGCACUUUAAGGCCUGGAAAGAUGGCGGAUGCCCCAUGUCCCACUUUGUGGUAGAGAGCAAGAAACGUGACCAAAUCGAGUGGAACCAGAUCUCCAACAACGUGAAGCCCGACAACAACUAUGUGGUCUUGGAUUUGGAACCCGCCACCUGGUACAAUCUUCGAAUCACCGCUCACAACUCGGCUGGCUUUACUGUAGCCGAAUACGACUUUGCCACACUAACCGUCACCGGAGGCACUAUCGCACCCUCGCGAGAUUUACCCGAAUUAAGCGCCGAGGACACGAUCCGCAUUAUCCUCUCGAACCUAAAUUUAGUUGUGCCCGUCGUGGCGGCUCUGCUCGUCAUAAUCAUAGCGAUAAUUGUUAUUUGUAUACUGCGUAGCAAGGGCAAUCACCACAAAGACGAUGUAGUUUACAAUCAGACAAUGGGACCCGGCGCCACCCUGGACAAGCGUCGCCCGGACCUGCGUGACGAGCUCGGCUACAUCGCUCCGCCCAACAGGAAGCUGCCCCCGGUGCCCGGCUCCAACUACAACACCUGCGACAGGAUUAAGCGAGGUCGCGGUGGCCUGCGCUCGAACCACUCCACCUGGGAUCCCCGCCGCAAUCCCAACCUGUACGAGGAGCUGAAGGCACCGCCAGUGCCCAUGCACGGCAACCACUACAGUCACGCCCACGGCAACGCUGAGUGCCACUACAGGCAUCCAGGCAUGGAAGAUGAAAUCUGCCCCUAUGCAACGUUCCAUCUGCUCGGAUUCCGCGAGGAAAUGGAUCCCACAAAGGCCAUGAACUUCCAGACCUUCCCGCACCAAAACGGACACGCUGGUCCCGUUCCCGGCCAUGCUGGCACCAUGCUCCCGCCCGGACACCCCGGCCAUGUGCACUCCCGCUCCGGAUCACAGUCAAUGCCGCGGGCCAAUCGUUACCAGCGCAAGAACAGCCAGGGUGGACAGUCCUCCAUCUAUACACCAGCCCCCGAGUACGACGAUCCCGCCAAUUGUGCCGAAGAGGAUCAAUACCGCCGAUACACCCGCGUCAACUCCCAGGGCGGCAGCCUUUACUCCGGACCCGGUCCGGAAUACGAUGAUCCCAACUGUGCCCCAGAGGAGGAUCAGUACGGAUCUCAAUAUGGAGGUCCCUAUGGACAGCCCUACGACCACUAUGGCUCACGCGGAUCUAUGGGCCGACGCAGCAUUGGAUCUGCUCGGAACCCUGGCAAUGGCUCCCCGGAGCCACCACCACCGCCGCCACGGAACCAUGACAUGAGCAACUCCUCAUUCAACGACUCCAAGGAGAGUAACGAGAUCUCAGAGGCAGAGUGCGAUCGCGAUCACGGACCACGCGGUAACUACGGAGCAGUGAAGCGAUCCCCACAACCGAAAGAUCAGCGCACCACCGAAGAGAUGCGUAAACUGAUUGAAAGAAACGAAGCCGGCCCAAAACAACUCCAACUCCAACAAACAAAUGGCGCAGGAUUCACAGCCUACGAUACUAUGGCAGUGUAAUUUGUAAGCCCCUCCAGCAUCCGCCGGGCGAGGCAGCUUAGCUUAGUGUUCCAAGAGCAUGGGGUGCGUGGGAGUUGAAUGACACUCAGACACAGGUACACACAGGUACACACUCAGACAGAUCAUCAGGACACACACACAGUACACACGGAGGACGGAGCGAAUAGCGCCCAUAUAGCGCAUAUACACAUACGAUUAUCCAACUACUUCAAGUAAUUAUUACGUAAAGAAUGCCACUUUGAAAGCAUAUUUACACGGUCUAUGCAAGCAGCAAACCAAACAUACAUACAAUAUACUAUAUAAUUGCAUUCAGAUAUGAAUACCUACUAUAUAAGUGUGUACUAAGGGAAAUUAUUGAAAGCUAUACGAGAAAUUAAACCGACUUACGGCGCGAGAAAAAGUGAAGGAAAAAUCGUAAAUGAAAACAGAAAUCAGAACAAAAAACAUACUUAUAUAUAUAUAAUAUAUUCAACUACGAAUAUUCGAAACUAAUUUUUAAUAAUGUAUUUUAGUUUUAAGAGAUACCUACCAAAAUAUCAGAGGAGACAGCAACUAUGUAUGGAGUACUCUUUGUGUGUAAAGAGAGAAGGUCGAUUUCGAACUCUGUUUGUGUAAACUUUUUGCCAUCUAUGCCAGGAGCAGAUAACUCAUCCUUUGCCUAGACUAAGUCGGAGUCAUAAUAUUAACUCGUCUAAUUGAUAUAUACUAUAUAUAUUUAGUCAAAUACGCAUUGUAUAAUUUCUACCCGUUUGGGUGGACAGCGCACAUUUGACGUUUCGUUUGCGUUUUGCGUUGAUUUUUGUGAUGAUUUGUAAUUUGUAGAAUUGUGUGAGUCAUAUUUGUAUUCGUCUUAUUCUAUUCUAUUCUGCAAACACACACCAUGGUGUUUUAUUUUAAUUUUACUUUAAUUUUUAAUUCGAAAAUGCGCUUCCACGAGAUCGAACCGAGAGAACUGUUCAAAGCACAAAUCGCAGCCACAUUUAAAUGUAUUAUACAAGAUCCCCAGGACAUCCAAAGGCCACACAAUACACAGUUGCACAAUGUUGUUUUUAGAGACCAAUUCUGAUAUUGGAACAUGAGUUAUACGCAUUUGAAGCUUUAAGAGAACUUGAAAUUUGACUUUGUUUAUUUCAUAUUCAUUUGACCUACCUUAAGUUUGUUAGUUUGUAAGUUGCUAAAUAUAUGAUUUUGAUUUUAUUUAA
Molecule: messenger RNA, 7250 nt
Organism: Drosophila serrata
Lineage: Eukaryota; Metazoa; Arthropoda; Insecta; Diptera; Drosophilidae
Gene: Dscam1
Product: Down syndrome cell adhesion molecule 1
Biological process (GO): dendrite self-avoidance; homophilic cell-cell adhesion; axon guidance
Cellular component (GO): axon; plasma membrane
Molecular function (GO): cell-cell adhesion mediator activity
Source: RefSeq, a predicted model, not a curated record